GGAGACUUACUUGUUGAUUCAAAUAUACAAGGAAGAGUCAAUCAUAGUAAUAUUGUAGUUCAAAGAAUUGGCCACAAGUUAAUGGAAAAAGCCCCAAAAACAAUUAAAGAGUUUGUUUCUAAAAUGGUUGAAAAGGUUGCACGAGUAAAUGAAAAACAAGUUGAAAAUCUUAUAGAAAAAGCAAAAAAUACAAUAGAUAAUGUGGAUAAGGUAAAGUUUGGAUUUAAAGAGUCAUCGAAUUAUUCUGUUAACCGAAAUCGAAAAAUCCGAACCAAAAAAGUCUAUCGGUUCGGCUCUGUUUGA
This is a messenger RNA of Meloidogyne enterolobii, 303 nucleotides long. Lineage: Eukaryota; Metazoa; Nematoda; Chromadorea; Rhabditida; Meloidogynidae. The record is from the annotation of a GenBank genome assembly.